GUUACUACGCAUGCGUAAAAUUUAGAUUAUGUGACACAUUGACCCGUUGAUCUCACCUUCCGUGUUUUACAUUACUGAAAUACCAAAUCGCCAUUUUUCCUAAUUUUUGGAAAAUCUCGAUAAAGCAUAAAAAUGAACAACGCACGUCAGUCCUUGGCUUUGGGGCGCCUCCUCGUGCGAGAAUUUAGCAAAACAGCCCCCAGAAGCACGGAACAAGUGUCUCCCAAGUUCCACAAAUUGAAACAAAUCCAACAGAAAUUUGGGGUUGAAGACAACGUCCCAGUGUACUUGAAAGGGGGCGCCGGCGAUAAAAUCCUCUAUGCAGCCACUUUGGCGAUAACAGCUGUUGGUCUCGGAAUGUCCCUAGAGACUUGGUACCGAUUGGCCGUGAAAUAAACGCAAUUUGUCUUGUAGUAUAUUAUUAAGUAAAAAUCCAACAAUAAAGUUUAUUUAAACAAA
Molecule: messenger RNA, 459 nt
Organism: Tribolium madens (black flour beetle)
Lineage: Eukaryota; Metazoa; Arthropoda; Insecta; Coleoptera; Tenebrionidae
Gene: COX7AL
Product: cytochrome c oxidase subunit 7A2, mitochondrial-like
Exons: 3
Coding region: 133-396 (87 amino acids)
Biological process (GO): regulation of oxidative phosphorylation; mitochondrial respirasome assembly; mitochondrial electron transport, cytochrome c to oxygen
Source: RefSeq, a predicted model, not a curated record